AUGGAUACCCUGCCUGCUUCCUGCCGGCUGCUCACAGCUCUUCCCUCACGGCUAUGCGCCCGGCGAUCUGUUCCUCCACAAUUGCGAGCUGCGCGAACUCUGCCACCACGAUGGCGGCUUACAGGUCAAUUGCGCUGCAUCAGUGAGCGCGCACCGACAAUUGACCGCUCGAAAUCGAAGCUCUUCAAAGAUGCAGACGAAGCAGUUGCCGAUGUACAGCCUGGGUCCACCGUUCUGAGCGCAGGAUUCGGGUUGUGUGGUGUCGCAGAGACUCUGAUCGCAGCGAUGAAAAAACGUGGGCCCGAGUCAUUACAUUCGUUGACAGCCGUCUCAAACAAUGCUGGCAUUGAAGACGUAGGAGGAUUGGCACACCUUACAAAGAACGGACAAGUCAAGAAGCUCAUUAUAAGUUUCCUCGGUAACAACAAGGCGCUUGAGAAGCAGUAUCUGAGCGGCGGCAUUGAGAUUGAGCUCUGUCCGCAAGGUACGCUUGCAGAGAGGAUACGAGCUGGCGGUGCAGGCAUCCCAGCCUUUUACACACCUACGGCGGUAAAUACAUUGCUGCAAGAUGGCCAGAUUCCAGCCAAGUUUGACAAGGAGGGUAAAGCUGUAGGCUACGGACAGAAGCGCGAGGUUAGAGAAUUCAAUGGCAAGAAGUUCCUCAUGGAGACUGCAUUGACAGGCGAUGUCGCCAUUAUCCGCGCGCACAAGGCCGAUGAAGCUGGUAACUGUGUUUUCAGCAGAUACACCACCAAAGCUUUUGGACCCAUCAUGGCCAAAGCCGCACGCCUUACAAUCGUCGAAGCCGAGGAGAUUGUCCCUAUAGGCACCUUUGACGCCAACGACGUCGAUCUCCCUGGCAUCUUCGUCGACCGUAUCGUCCCAGCCACCGCGCCCAAGAACAUUGAGAUCAAGAAGCUCCGAAAACCUGCUGCCUCAAAAGACGCCUCAUCAAAGAACGAAGCCACCGAACGACGCGAUCGUAUCGCUCGUCGCGCAGCAAAGGAGCUCAAGCAGGGAUACUACGUCAACCUAGGCGUCGGCAUUCCCACAGCCGCAGCAUCAUUCGUACCCGAUGGCGUCAAGGUGUGGCUGCAGUCCGAAAAUGGAAUUUUAGGUAUGGGCCCCUAUCCUACAGAAGAAGAGGUAGAUGCAGACAUCGUCAACGCCGGCAAAGAAACCGUCACUCUCCUCCCCGGCGCCUCAACCUUUGACAGCGCCGAAUCCUUUGGUAUGAUCCGCGGCGGCCACGUCGACGUGUCUAUCCUUGGAGCUCUACAAGUCAGUGCCUCUGGCGACCUGGCCAACUACAUGGUGCCGGGUAGAGUCUUCAAGGGCAUGGGCGGUGCCAUGGAUCUCGUCAGCAAUCCCGACGCUACAAAAGUCGUCGUCGCGACUGAACACGUUGCCAAGGACGGCUCCAGCAAGAUUGUCCAGGAGUGCAAAUUGCCGCUUACAGGAGCAAAGUGCGUGAGCACUAUCAUUACCGAUCUGUGUGUCUUUGAAGUAAAUAGGAAGAGGGGGACCUUGACGCUGACGGAGACGGCGCCGGGAGUUAGUGUUGAGGAUAUCAAGGCGAAGACGGAUGCGAAGUUUGAAGUCGCAAGUGAUCUCAAGACAAUGGAGUAG
Bipolaris zeicola 26-R-13 is the source of this 1629-nucleotide messenger RNA. RefSeq lists its product as uncharacterized. Gene Ontology annotation, biological process: ketone body catabolic process. The record is from RefSeq and is a predicted model, not a curated record. The transcript has 2 exons. Gene Ontology annotation, molecular function: succinyl-CoA:3-oxo-acid CoA-transferase activity. The coding region runs from base 1 to 1629 and encodes 542 amino acids. NCBI's taxonomy places the organism in Eukaryota, Fungi, Ascomycota, Dothideomycetes, Pleosporales, Pleosporaceae.